CUCUUACUCUCACUACUCUGUAUUCAUUUCUAUGAGAAGAAUUAUUCUAACAGAGCUAGAUGAGAUUGUUUUUCUUAAUUUUAUUUUAAUAUUUCUAAUCUGUAAUAUCAUCCCUAAUCUCAUGUUUCAGACCUUGAGUUCUUUAUAUAAUGUCUUUUGAUUUGAUUUUAGUUAAUUUGUAAUGGGUUUUGGCAAAAAGAUUUGUAAUGUUGUCUUUGUGCUGCAUGUUUAUAAGUAAAGUCAAUACUGUAAAUGGGGCUAGCUUCUAUAUUCUAUUUUGUUUUUGUCUUUUCCUCUGUCUUCUGUGGAGUACUGAUUGGUUAUUCCUUACCUAAUUUCAAAUUUGCUUAAUGCAUUUUCUUCAUAUUUCUGAGUGUGUUCUAGUUUGAAGUUUAUUAUGAGCAAUAUUUCCAUUUGUGAACUGGAUUUCUUUGAUACAUGUUCUAAAUUUUGGUUGGUCAGUUCGAUCAAUAUUGGCUUGUCUAAGGGUUUUGAAUUAGCUUUUCAUUUUGUGAUUGAAUUUAAUUGUAUUCUUACUUGGGUUUUUUUUAAAAUAUCAUAUAUUACAUUCUUGUUUUGGAUGAAAAAACAAGAAAAAGAAAUGCCAAGUUUGUAGUUUAUUUGUUCUUGGUAGUAUGGGAACGAAUAUAUAUAGAGCUAAAAUCUCUCAAAUGAGCCUAACACAUGGUUGUUUCACUAGGUGAGCUGAAUUUUGCUUCUCUGGCAGAUAUAAUCUGAAAUUUGUUAUACUAGGAAAUUAAAUUAUCAUGUAUUAAUAUUGUUGUUUUAUAAUAGGGAUAUUUGCGACAUAAGUACCCAAUGCUUGGGGAAAAUACCCGGCAUGGACCUAAUCUUUUUUUUUUAGUGGGAAAAAUACCCAAACAUAGUCUGUUAGGUCUGUUAAUGAGUUGAUUAGACAGACACGUGUCACGUUUUAUUGGUCUAAAUCAUAAUUAUUUUUAAAUUUUAAUUUUAAAAUAAAAAUAAUUAAAAAUACAUUUAAAUUUUUAAAAAAUAAUUAAAUUAAAAAAUUAAAAAUACAUUAAUAAAUAAAAAUUUAUAACUGAUUUUAACUUUAAAAAAAAAUUAGAACACCUAAAACUAUUCUGCCUCUCUCUCCCUCUCCCUCUCCCUCACUGUCUUCUUCCUCCCCACGAAAAUUGCUCUUCACAACUCAUGGUGACUUCAAGAUUCGAGUUUGGGACGUUUCUAAAAGGGAGAGUUUUAGGCCUAUAAAGAUCACGACUUUACCUCAGAGGAGCCCAUUAAUGUUGUUCUCCAAAAAGAAUGUUCUACAACACAGGGAGUACAUAUCUUGCAUAGCUUAUAACCACGAUGACAAGCUUUUAUAUACAGGGUCUUGGGACAAAACAGUCAAAGCUUGGAAGAUCAAUGAAAAGCGUUGUGUUGACUCGUUUGUGGCUCAUGGAGGUCAUAUAAAUGCGAUCGUUAUAAACCAUGAAGAUGGGUGUGUUUUCACUUGCUCAUCUGACUGCUCGGUGAAAAUCUGGAGAAGGGUUUUUGGAGAAAGUUCUCAUAUUUUGACAAUGACUCUUAAGUUCCAACUUUCUCCUGUUAACACUUUGGCUUUGAGCUUGUCACCAGGGAUUUGUCUUCUAUACUCUGGUUCCUCAGAUGGAAUCAUAAACUUUUGGGAAAAAGAGAAUACCUCAGGGAGAUACAACCAUGGAGGCUUUAUGCAAGGUCAUCAUUUUGCUGUUCUCUGUCUGGUUGCCAUAGGAGAGUUGGUCUUUAGUGGCUCUGGGGAUGCGACUAUUCGAGUUUGGAGAAGAGAAGGGAAUUGCUUCCAUUCUUGUCUUGCAGUCAUUGAAGGUCACCAUGGACCAGUGAGAUGUUUGGCAGUCUCUAGAAACAGAGAGCGGAGUAGAGGGAUUGUUGGUUUAUAGAGCAAGUUUGGACCAGACUUUCAAGGUAUGGAGAAUUAAAGUUUUCCCUUCUAGGGUCGUGGGGAGGAGGAAGAAGGGGUCGU
Messenger RNA from Humulus lupulus (European hop), 1990 nucleotides. RefSeq names its product protein JINGUBANG-like. Gene Ontology annotation, molecular function: protein binding. NCBI's taxonomy places the organism in Eukaryota, Viridiplantae, Streptophyta, Magnoliopsida, Rosales, Cannabaceae. The record is from RefSeq and is a predicted model, not a curated record. Bases 1269 to 1907 code for a protein of 212 amino acids. The transcript has a single exon.